AUGGUGCAGUGGAAGCUGGAGUUGGCGAGAUCCAUGGAGAAAAUGCUGGGACUGAAGCUGAGCGAAGAUUUGGUGCUGGUGGUGCUGACGACGUCGGUGGCGGUGAUCGUAGGGUUUUUGGUUUUUAUGUGGAAGAGAUCGAGUGAUCGGAGUAACGAGGCGAGUGCGGUCGUGGUUCUCAAGCCGGUGCGGCUUAAGGAUGAGGACGAGGACCUUGAUGUUGACCCGGACAAGGAUAAAGUCACGGUGUUUUUUGGUACCCAGACUGGUACUGCUGAGGGUUUCGCAAAGGCUUUAGCAGAGGAAAUUAAAGCUAGAUAUGAGAAGGCAUUCGUGAAAGUUGUUGACUUGGAUGAUUAUGCUGCAGAUGAUGAUCAGUACGAGAAAAAACUCAAGAAAGAGACAUUAGCAUUUUUCAUGCUGGCUACUUACGGAGAUGGAGAGCCAACCGAUAAUGCUGCUAGAUUUUACAAAUGGUUCACUGAGGAGAAAGAAAGAGAGCCCUGGCUUCAGCAUCUUACAUAUGGUGUAUUUGGUUUGGGUAACCGACAAUAUGAACAUUUCAACAAGAUAGCGAAGGUAGUUGAUGAACAGCUUAGCGAACAAGGGGGGAAACGUCUAGUACAAGUCGGUCUUGGUGAUGAUGAUCAAUGCAUUGAAGAUGAUUUUUCUGCUUGGCGGGAACAACUAUGGCCUGAGUUAGAUCAAAUUCUAAGGGGUGAAGAUGACCAGCAUUCUGCGUCUACCCCAUACUCUGCUGCAAUUCCGGAAUAUAGAGUAGUAACUUAUGAUCUUGCAGCAACAUCGUAUAAUAAUGAAUACUCAAGCAUCCCUAAUGGCAAUGCUUCAUAUGACAUUCACCAUCCAUGCAGAGUCAAUGUUGCUGUUGUAAAAGAGCUUCACACACCAGAGUCUGAUCGCUCUUGCAUACACCUGGAGUUUGAUGUAUCAGGCACUGGCAUAACAUAUGAAACUGGAGACCAUGUUGGUGUUUAUGCUGAAAAUUGUGAUGAAACUGUGGAAGCAGCAGCAAAAUUGUUGGGUCAGCCUUUAGAUCUACUGUUUUCUGUUCACAGUGACAAUGAAGAUGGUACGCCCCUGGGAGGCUCAUUACCACCUCCCUUUCCUGGUCCAUGCACGCUUCGUACUGCUCUAGCACGCUAUGCAGAUCUUUUGAAUCCUCCUCGAAAGGCUGCUUUGGUUGCAUUGGCUGCUCAUGCAUCUGAACCUAUUGAAGCAGAAAGGCUUAAAUUCUUGUCAUCACCUCAGGGGAAGGAUGAGUACUCACAAUGGGUGGUAGGAAGUCAGAGAAGUCUCCUUGAGGUGCUGUCUGAGUUUCCUUCAGCAAAACCUCCUCUUGGUGUAUUUUUUGCUGCAGUAGCCCCUCGCUUGCAGACGAGAUACUAUUCUAUUUCUUCCUCUCCCAGAUUUGCUCCAAGUCGAGUUCAUGUGACUUGUGCUGUAGUUCUAGGUCCGAGCCCCACCGGCCGAAUUCACAAAGGAGUGUGUUCAACCUGGAUGAAGAAUGCAGUUCCUCUGGAGAGAAGCAGUGACUGUAGCUGGGCUCCUAUUUUUAUCAGGCCAUCUAACUUUAAAUUGCCAGCUGAUCCUUCCAUUCCAAUCAUUAUGGUGGGACCUGGUACUGGCUUGGCACCUUUUAGAGGAUUCCUACAGGAAAGACUGGCCUUGAAAGAAGAAGGUGCCCAACUUGGAGCUGCUUUAUUCUUUUUCGGCUGUAGGAAUCGUCGUAUGGAUUUCAUUUAUGAAGACGAGCUAAAAGAUUUUGUGGAGCAAGGUGUAAUAUCAGAGUUGAUUGUUGCAUUCUCAAGGGAGGGACCACAAAAAGAGUAUGUUCAACACAAAAUGAUGGAAAAGGGUGCCGAACUAUGGAGUUUAAUUUCCCAGGGGGGAUAUCUUUAUGUAUGCGGAGAUGCCAAAGGAAUGGCCAGAGAUGUCCAUCGCACCCUGCAUACCAUUGUCCAAGAGCAGGAAAAUGUGGACUCAUCAAAAACAGAGGCUAUUGUGAAGAAACUCCAAAUGGAUGGUCGGUACCUCAGGGACGGCCACAGAUUGCUGUCACUGCGAAGAGCCGGCACCACCUGUGGAAAGAAUCCGUCGAAAAAGUGGAAUGAAGACGCUCUGAGCAACAUCGCGCCUGCAUGCAGCAGGUGCAACGACGCUGGGCCGCUUCGAGCAACAUCAAUGGCACCUCGAGCAAUAGUGCUCCAACAGUGA
Messenger RNA from Fraxinus pennsylvanica, 2235 nucleotides. Lineage: Eukaryota; Viridiplantae; Streptophyta; Magnoliopsida; Lamiales; Oleaceae. The record is from the annotation of a GenBank genome assembly.